Messenger RNA from Olea europaea var. sylvestris, 686 nucleotides. RefSeq lists its product as uncharacterized. The transcript has 2 exons. NCBI's taxonomy places the organism in Eukaryota, Viridiplantae, Streptophyta, Magnoliopsida, Lamiales, Oleaceae. The record is from RefSeq and is a predicted model, not a curated record. Bases 153 to 488 code for a protein of 111 amino acids.
GGGUUUGGAAUUAUUUAACAUUAUACUGUUAUGCUCUAACAUGGCCAGCUAAUUGAGAAAGGGUCUUCUCUAACUGCCAAGCAAGUAUUGCAGCUAAAUAGAAGCAUCCUACAGGGAUUUCGAGCCUUCAAGGUAUAUUCGAAUUUCACACAAUGAAUGUAAGAACAUAUGUUGUGAUUUUAGUUUUCUGGGUUGUCCUCACCUUUGUCACUCCGGUGCUGAUACGUCUAUCUGCCUCUGCUAAACAUCACCUGGAACUUCAUGAAAGCAAAAGCAAUUCUCGUAGUGACGACAAGCAAAAUGAGAGUAUCUUAGACUACAAAAAUAGGGUUGCGGAAGAGCAAUACAAGGGCCGCAGAGGGAUAGAAGUGGGGAAGUUGCCUAGAAGGGCACUCGUGACUGCAGCAAUUUCUCCGGCACCUUCUCCGGCACCAAAAUCAGCUGUGAAGAGGGGUGUUUUUCCAUUGAUAGGAUUUAUUUUGGAAUGAUUGUGGGGAUCAUUUGGAGCAAAUUUCAGCAGUAGAAAACGCUUAUUGGAUGAAAUGUCAUGACAAAUUCUUGGAACUUGAGACAAAUUCGUAUGUGGAUUGAAUUCCCAGAAGCAAUAUAGUUAUUUUAUGAUUGUAAUUAUUAAAUAUUGAGUGAAAUUCAAAGAAAUAAAGAAGGAACCAAUUGUAAAGAUUCAA